Pimephales promelas (fathead minnow) is the source of this 3225-nucleotide messenger RNA. RefSeq lists its product as uncharacterized. Gene Ontology annotation, cellular component: nucleus. Gene Ontology annotation, biological process: regulation of gene expression. Lineage: Eukaryota; Metazoa; Chordata; Actinopteri; Cypriniformes; Leuciscidae. The record is from RefSeq and is a predicted model, not a curated record.
GCCCUCCCAUGGACGUGUAAUUCUCGUUGUUGAUUCUGUCAAAGAGACUGAAAUAACGUCUGCUCCAUAAAAAUAAUAGUCCGAAUCGCGCCAUGCCUGAGGCGAGCCCUGAAGAUGAUGACGGGUUUCAGACCCAGUUCACACACAUUAUGGAAACAAUAUUACUGACUGCUGUCAGGGAAGCGACAAAACUUUAUGAGGGCACUUUGAAGCGCUUGAAAGCGGAAUUGGUGCAGCUGAAACAAGAGAAUGUCAAAACGAGGACAGGUGAUUCAUCCAGCCAAGACACAAAGAAAUUCACUGAAUAUGGGAGUCAGAGGAAUGCAAAUGUCCCUAAACAUCGUGAUAUUGGCGUGCAGUGCGAAAAGCCCAUUUUGGUUGACCAGGGAUGCAGCCCUCCUCAGUUUAUAGGGCAACAUCUUAGUGUGGGAGACAUUACAAGUGAUAAACUCACAGAUCUUUGUGCCAGUGAGGAUGGGAGACAGCUUGCAUUGCUCCUCAUCAAACAAGAGCCUCAUGAGACUAAAUGCGACAACUACGCACCAGGAUACUUUCUGCUGAAGCAAGAAGGUGCUGAGCCGAUACUGGUGCGCAGAGAGCCAAAUAAGGACACCGUGGAAAGGGUUGUGAUCCCACCAUCAUUUCAAACAAUAACCAGGCAUCACAGCAACAUUAGAGAAAAGUCUCCACCAUCAGUGAUUCCUUCCUCCUGUAGUCGUAGAGUGGAUUCCUGUAGUAACAAACCUAAUCAGAUUAUACAAUCCAUCCAAGGUACAUCUAAAAGAACAUUAGAAAUCAAUGAAGACGUGUCUUCCCAAACCAAAAGACAAAAUGUCAGUGCACCAGCACAGACAUCCUCUACUUCUGUACUUGCUAAUUCAGCCCCGACUCCUGCUCCUACUGUUAACGUGUCUGUGCCAAUGAUCGAGCUGUCUGGUGCUCCAUCAAUUCCUCAAGUCAAGUCAAUGGCAUCAUCAGUUCACCGACGCCCAAACCCAAAUCCUCAAACAUCUUACCAGACAGUAGUCCCUCAGAAAGUGGGGUCAAAUAUCUGUCAUCCACUUCAAAACACGUUUAUUUCCCCUGUUCCUCCAAACCAAGUCUUGCCUCAUUCCUCCAAACAAUGGCCUCAGGCAUUGGUUAAAAAUACAGAAAAAAGUAUUUCAACCAUUUCCUUGCUAAACCAAGCCACUGAACCAUUAACCCAAUCUCAGCUUAUACCAUUAUUUCCACCACAAACCAUCAAAACACCAGACCAGGAGGUUCCCCCACAAGUACAUGCUGCCAUGCCAUCAGGCCAUAUUUCUGUCUCACCAAAUACACCUUCAGUAGUUCAGGAUCGGAUUCUCUCAGCCAGCCUUGUUCCACCUCAAACCAAAGUUUUUGCAUCUCUACAAGAAAUACCAGCACAUUCUGCGACUUCAAGAUCAUCAUUCCAGUUCCCUUUGGUGCUCCCACAUAAUCCGACUCAACCGACACCACCUUCUUACCUUCCAACACCCAUUCCAUUUACUUCUCCUCUCCUUCCGGUUAAUGCAAUUCAGGGAUCUGUCUCCCUAAACCCACCUCAACCUCCACCUCCACUUAAACAUUCUCAAUAUCCAAUCCAAUCCAACCAGUUCUCCUGUUCUUCAGAACAGAUGUUUCCUCCACCCGACAAUACACCAAGUUUGCUUGAAUCUCUUGAAACUUUACAUUUGCACUCGUCCAUUGUGAUGACUCCACAAGAGGCCCCGGAGGAGGCACCCAUGAACCAUUUUCCACCAUCUGGGCAGCUUGCGCCUCUGCUGACACUUAAGGAGCAACAAGCUGCCGCUUCCGCUAAUGUUGUUUUAGACCGAGUGCCAAGUCUAUCUUCAGAGACAUCUGUGUCCCCAGUGGACAACUUUGAAGGAGACGUACCACCUUCUCCAUGUUUCAGUGCAGAAACCACAGAUAUAAAUGAUAAAGACUUGUCGGAUGAUGAAGACACUCCCACACUCCAGUCUAGACUGAGAAAACAGAGAAAGAUGUUCUCUAAAUCCAGACAAGGUGAGGACGGCACAGCUAUGGUCAGUGAUAAGAGAGUGGAUCGGGCGCAGAACAACUUGAUUAGUGAAACACCCCGUUCUGGCUCCAAUAGCGAAAGUCACGUCUUAUCGAAACCUUCGAGUAAAACUUUGCAGAAAAGUACUGAGUGUCUCGAGUGUGGAAGGGUCCUCAGCAACGCGUCUGCCUUGGAGAACCACAUGAGACUUCAUACAGGAGAGAGACCUUAUACCUGCUCCCAGUGUGGAAAGUCAUUCCCUAGUGUGAGAGGCCUUAACCGGCACAUGAAGGUCCAUGCAGAGGAGAAACGGUAUCAGUGUGAACAAUGUGGGAAGAGUUUUGUGUACCACUUUACCCUUACCAAACAUCAGCUCAUUCACUCAGGAGAAAGGCCUUUUCCUUGUAAGGUUUGUGGAAAGAGGUUUUUGGCCAAGGCAGACCGGUCUACCCAUAUGCGCAUGCACACCGGAGAGAAGCCAUUCUCGUGCACGCUGUGUGGGAAGAAGUUUAAACAUAGGGUUGCUCUGAAUAUGCAUAUGCAGGGGCAUAGAGGAGAGAAACGCUACAUUUGCCCCCACUGUGAAAAAGGAUUUGUGGAUCUAGGUAACUUCAAAAGACACAAGCUCAUCCAUACAGGGGAAAGGCCGUUUGAGUGCAAAGAAUGUGGGAAACGUUUCACUCAGUCAGCCCAUCUCAAGAAACAUGUCAACACACAGCACGUUCCAUAAAGUAAUUGGAUUGUUUAAAUAUUAGAUAAAUAUUCUGUUACAGAAAAUAUAAUGGUAUUAGGCCUGAUCACAACUUCAUUUAUGGAUAUGCUAUUUUUAAAAGAGAAAAGUAAAAGAUUAUUUUUUUAUAUUUUAACUGCAUUACUGCAUACGUUUUGUACAGUGCUUUAAUUGUUAACAUUUUUUUUUAAAUGUGAAGUAAAACGGGAUUAUUUUUCUAUUAAUUUCUCAACCAGUUGUAACUGUUGUAAUCGAAAUUAUUCACCCCCUAUUGAUUUUCUAUUAAUUUCUCAACCAGUUGUAACAGUUGUAGUUGACCUAUGGCUAAGCCACGCCCCCUCCACUCACUCGGACAAACAGUCGACAUUUGGGGACAGGCGCUAUGUCAGCUAUCACAGUAGGAGACAUUUCACAGGAGGCAAUUGGUGAUUUUUGGAGACAGAAAGAUUAUAUAUCAUCUCGAAGUCAC